This is a messenger RNA of Didymosphaeria variabile, 1287 nucleotides long. RefSeq lists its product as uncharacterized. NCBI's taxonomy places the organism in Eukaryota, Fungi, Ascomycota, Dothideomycetes, Pleosporales, Didymosphaeriaceae. The transcript has 5 exons. The record is from RefSeq and is a predicted model, not a curated record. Bases 1 to 1287 code for a protein of 428 amino acids.
AUGACGACCUCUUCAGAACUGAAUUGGGAAAAGAUCGCAGCCACCAAGAGGGCGGCCCUCGCGGAACAGAUCCCACUGGAAUAUCGCAUACCACAGCAGUUGUUGCCCUCUGAUGAUCAGCUUGAUGUGACAACGUUUCCGAAAGAAUCGGGAUGGUUUGACCAGAAGGAAUUGGAAAUCACAGAAAGUAGCGCAACGCAGAUUCUGAAGAAGAUCGCUUCAAAUUCAUGGACGUCAGAAGAGGUUACACGAGCGUUCCUCAAACGUGCCGCAGCAGCACAGCAACUGACGAACUGUUUAACAGACUUUUUCCCUACUGAAGCCAUUAGUAUUGCGAAAUCGCUUGACGAACUCUUCCAAAAAACUGGAAAGCUCGUUGGCCCUCUCCAUGGGUUGCCCGUCUCGUUGAAAGACAACUUCAACAUUGUUGGGAAAGAUAGUACAAUCGGAUUUGCUUCUUUAGUCGAUGAGCCAGCAGCGUACAAUGCUACGCUGGUUGAGCUAUUAGAAAAGCUGGGAGCUGUGCGAUACUGUAAAACCAACGUGCCAACAGCGAUGAUGAUCCCCGAGUCGGUGAACAAUGGUGGAAGUCUUCGCAUCCCAGCAGCUUGCACAGGUAUCUUCACUUUACGGCCAUCUUUCGGAAGGUUCACGACCCAAGACUGUCGCUCCGGAUUAGCAGGUCAAGAAGCAGUCAUGAGUGUCAACGGUCCGAUGGCAAAAAGUCUGGAGGAUAUAACCUUCUAUUCCAAAGCUGUGGUAGACGCACAGCCGUGGCUAAUAGACCCGAAAUGCCUUCCUAUUCCGUGGAGGCCAGCAGAACGUAAAAGUAAGCUCAAGAUAGCAGUCUUGUGGAACGACGGGAUCGUCCAGCCGACUCCCCCUGUGACGAGAGCGUUGAAAGAGACGGUGGAGAAGUUGCAGGUGGCUGGGCAUGAGAUUGUCGGAGCUUGGGACCCCCUCCAGCAUCUCAAAGCUAUAGAGCUUCUGGGUCGUAUGUUUGUCGCUGAUGGCGGAAAGAGCGUGAGAAAACUGCUAGCACCGACCGAUGAGCCGUGGCGUCCCGAGAUGCGGAACUAUUCGGAGGCUCCUGAGCUCGGGACGUACGACAUGUGGCAACUCCAUCUGCAACGAUCUGAGGUGCAGAAGCAAUAUCUGGAGCAGUGGAUGUCUUAUGAUGGUCUGGAUGCUAUAUUGGGUAAUUACUAUCUCAAGCAAGAUGCAAUAGAUCGACUGACGGCUGCAUACAGCACCGACAUGUCCCUAUGCAGCCGUCGCGCAUGGUGA